Molecule: messenger RNA, 3444 nt
Organism: Sinocyclocheilus anshuiensis
Lineage: Eukaryota; Metazoa; Chordata; Actinopteri; Cypriniformes; Cyprinidae
Product: bifunctional endoribonuclease and deubiquitinase ZC3H12A-like
Exons: 6
Coding region: 195-1946 (583 amino acids)
Biological process (GO): 3'-UTR-mediated mRNA destabilization
Cellular component (GO): nucleus; cytoplasmic ribonucleoprotein granule
Molecular function (GO): metal ion binding; RNA endonuclease activity; mRNA binding
Source: RefSeq, a predicted model, not a curated record
AGCAGGAAGUUGAGGAAUAAAGGUGUCAUUAAAACACAAGAUCAGCGCUUUCUAGCGCACACAUACGCGCGUUAUACAUCACCGGACUGAUCACUGGGAGAAUAUGCCUUAUUCAGAAGCAAGAGCAACAUGUCAGAGCAGCAUAUGGAUGACACAGCAGCUCUUACACUGAAAAACCUCCAACAUACGACGGGAUGCAGUCGAGGUGUUACCAUAAAUCCGCUGGCCUGGGCCAAGACAGACCUGACCUCCAUGACCUGCAGAUGAAGGUCGACUUCUUUCGUAAGCUGGGUUACUCUCCGCAAGAGGUGAAGGCCGCCCUGAGGAAGCUCGGCCUGGGGACGGACACCAACGCGGUGCUGGGGGAGCUGGUGCGUUCAGGGGCCAAGGCCAUGCCCUCCUCUAGCUCAGACAGUGAUGAUGGUGGGUUCAGUUUGCCCCAUCGGGGUGGAAGCUCAUCUAGGGGACAGGACUCAACGCUGGAGGACACCUCUGAACCCGAAAGUGACCUGAAACCUAUUGUUAUUGAUGGCAGCAACGUGGCCAUGAGUCAUGGGAACAAGGAAGUGUUUUCCUGCCGUGGGAUUGAGCUGGCAGUUAAUUACUUCCUUGACCGAGGACACAGAAAUAUCACUGUGUUUGUGCCUUCCUGGAGAAAAGAGCAGCCCAGACCUGAUGUACCUAUUUCAGAUCAGCAUAUUUUGGAAGAGCUGGAAAGGAAGAAGAUUCUUGUAUUUACACCUUCACGAAGGGUCGGAGGAAAGCGUGUGGUCUGCUAUGACGAUCGGUUUAUUGUCAAAUUAGCUCACGAUCUGGAUGGCAUUAUAGUGUCGAACGACACAUAUCGUGACCUGCAAAGUGAACGUCCAGAGUGGAAACGUUGCAUUGAGGAGAGAUUGCUUAUGUACUCCUUUGUUAAUGACAAGUUUAUGCCACCUGAUGACCCUCUCGGUCGUCAUGGACCCAAUUUAGAUAAUUUUCUUCGGAAAAAGGUGAUGUUGCUUGACCACAAGCGACAACUCUGUCCAUAUGGAAAAAAAUGCACAUAUGGGAUCAAGUGUAAGUUCUACCACCCAGAGCGCACAAACCAGUCACAGCGUUCUCUAGCCGAUGAGCUUCGAGAGAAUGCCAGACGGUCUGGUUCAAAAGAGGACAGCAGAGUAACUGGGCCACUAAGAGGCAUGUACCCAAGAAAUGACCCUGGUUUUGGGUCCUGCUCACCCUCUUUGGAGCAAGAACUGGAACAAAAGCUCAACUUGGAUCCCAAGAGCUCUGACGGCGGGGAUGUUAUGCUCCAGUACUGGGAUGACAUUUUGUCCACAAAAAAGCCCUUAUAUACAGCCACAGUGGGACAACGCAGUGCUUCGGCAGACAGAACCAGUCUGCUAGCACCUUACCCAACAAACCCUUCGUCCAUUUUCAGUUCUGACUCAGGGCUUGGAUCCUACCAAAGCCAGUUUUCAGAUCCAUCGCAGAGCAUUGAGUUGCAUAGGAUGAGAUCCAAUCAUUCACCAAUGUCUGGUAACCCUGGUGUACCUGCAGGUGGCCAAUGCUACUAUGACAACAUGAGUCCUUUCUCCAACCAUCAGCCCAAAUUUGGUGCCUGCAGCUCCCUACCUCUGCCUAACCCUGUCCAGCAUUACAGUCUUCCUGCUUACGGUGCCUGGUCUUACCCUUUCUUCUUAACACAGGCAACCAGUUUACCUGAACCUAUACCCUGUCCUAGCUCGCAUAUGUCUCCCGGUGUCUAUGGAAGCCAGAAGCACUCAGGCAUGCCACAGUCCAAUGCUUUCCAGGAAGAAAGAGAGGAGGUCAGGAAGAAGCUUCAUGCGAUUUUUAACCCGCAUCAUGUAAACAAAGUCAUGGAAAUGUUCCCGCAGCUGAAAGAUGCGCAGCAGUUGGCGGCAGAGGUUCUCAAACUCAAGUCCAGGGGAGAGUUCUUCUGAUUCACUGAAACUUUGGGAUCAUAAAAAAAAAGACGGCAUGCCAAGUUUCUCGAAAGAAAGAGUCUCUACAUUCUCAGAAAAAAUGUGCAAAAAUUGUACCUUUUUAGGGGUACUUUUUUACCCUUAACAAGUUUGUAGUAGUGCUUGGUAGUAAAGGUACCUAUUACUACUCUAAGGUAUUAGUAUACACCUUUUAGGGGGAGAUAAGAUACAAACUUGUCAAUUUAGUGGUAUAACAGCUUGUCAUUGGGGCACUCCCCAAACUUUGGUGUUGUACCUCUAAAGGUAAAAUUUUUGCAAUUGUACCUUUAUUUCUGUAGCUUUGGUAGCUCUUUUCUGUGUUUUGUGCUCCUUUAAAGUCUCAGAAACCUUAAUGACUUAUCACAUAGUACGUGUGGUAACUCUGUAUGACUACAAAGUCAAAUUUGUGUCUAGAUGUUUUUAAGAGGUUGAUGCACAUUGCAUCAAUUGUUGCUCCUAACGUGUAGCAAACUGUACAGUACCUUGGCUCGAAGGCUACAGAUUUGGUUUUGGACAGAACCUGAAAUGUAAUUUGAGCAGUCUAAAUAUAGUUGUAUGUAAUUGCAGUCAUUAAGGAACCGCCCUGUUUUCAAUGUUCAGAGUAAUUUUGUAGUUAGUAAGUCUGCUGCUAAUUGUUCAUUCAAAGCAGCUCCACCACAGAAUCACUUAAAAUAGUAGUAGGUGUGAUUCCUUGUCUCCUGCACUCUUUUCAUUGUAUUUCUUUGUUUCGGGUAUUAGGGGUGGGAAUCCUCUGAUAGAUUUUCAUUACAAUACUUAAGUCAAACACUGUGAUUUGACUCUGUGACGCAUUGCAUUUUGUUGAAACUUACCAAAGUGCUGGACAUCAUAUUUAAUUGUGCUUCAAUGUUACGUUUCAUAUCAGGUUGGUUCUACUAUGUAACUCUGAGCUUGUGGAUUUUGAUGAUUUGAAUGUACAAAGGACAUCUCACAUCUUUCCUUCUAUGCAAAAUUGACUUUCAUCAUCUCAUUGUUCAAACAUCCGCUCUCAAACAACAGAAGAGCGAAUUAUUUGCACUAAUUAGUCAUGAUUUUACAUUUAUGCAUGUCAAUAUGUCAAAGGCUUGACAUAACGAUGUAUAUUAUACAAUGAAUAAUUAUACAAAAUAUUGAGGCUUUAGAUGUGUCAAUUCAUGGAGACAAUAAUGAUGAAAGUUAUUAUAAUAUAUUAUGCUGAUGUUUUAUCCACUGUUUUCAAAUGAGCAUAUAGGCAUUUGUGUAAUCAUAACACAUUUAUGUCUUCUAACAUCUAUAUGAAUGUGAACAAAUUCAAAGACACUAUCAGUGAGUACGAGUUUGUACAAUUUCAUGUUUUCUCUUCAGAGGAGACAGUUAUAGCUGAUUUUUAAUUAUAGCAUCUGUUUGCAAAGAUGUUCCAUAGACAUUAUCUUUUGCGCUCUUGUUCUUGUUCUGUUAAUUUUUCAGUUCUAAAAAUUUCAUAAAAGUCAACGAUAACAGU